CAAGAUGGCUCCUCAUAUAAAAACAGUCUUCUGGGUUGCCCUCAGCGUGCAACAAAAUAACUCUUUACACCUUAUCAGGUUGAAAUAUUUAUCCGCGAAGAGUUCUGAAGGGUAACUCGAGCUACAGAUUGAUAUGCGUACGGUACUUGGUGAUAUUUCGUGGGAGAAGAUACAGAAGAGACAAGAGGGAGAAGUUUGAAGCCAUGAAUCGGUGGUGAAGUUUCCCCUCUCCUCGGUAGACGGAGCUGGGUGGUCAGGCAGCACACACUACGGGCCUCGGCUAACCAUUGAGUGGUAGCUGCUAACUAGCUAAUAACUUCACAGUCUGUUGUUAUCUGGAAACAUUAAACACCAGGGAAGUGAACUCAUCAAAGUACUGGUGUGCCUGUUGAAUGUGGGACAGCAGAAGACAGCAGGAUAAUCGACCAUGGCUGUAACAAGACUUGAUCGUCUGUUUAUCCUGCUUGACACCGGAACAACACCAGUAACCAGGAAAGCAGCGGCUCAGCAGCUUGGAGAAGUGGUCAAACUCCACCCACAUGAGCUCAGUAACCUUCUAGCGAAGGUCCUGACCUACCUGAGGAGUCCAAACUGGGACACUCGUAUAGCUGCAGGCCAAGCUGUAGAGGCCAUAGUGAAGAAUAUUCCUGAGUGGGACCCGAAUCCCAGGCCUAAAGAAGAGUCUUGUGAAGAUUUAUCUCCAGAGGACUCCUCCUGUGACCGUCUGACUUUCUACCACUUUGACAUCUCCCGCCUCCUCAAACAUGGAGCCUCUCUGCUGGGAUCUGCCGGGGCGGAGUUUGAGCUGCAGGAUGACAAAACUGGUGAGAUGGACCCUAAGGAACGUCUGGCCCGCCAGAGAAAACUCCUCCAGAAGAAGUUGGGUCUGGACAUGGGUGCUGCUAUUGGCAUGGACACUGAGGAUCUGUUCAAUGAUGAGGAUCUGGACUACACCUGCCAAACCAGUACACUGAGAGCCACCGGGAGUAAAGCCACAGCUGGAUCCAGCUCCAAAAACCAUGUGCCUAUGCAAGCUGCUGAGUUGAUUGACUCAGAGUUCAGACCAGGCAUGAGCAGUCGACAGAAGAACAAGGCGAAGAGGAUGGCCAAGCUGGUGGCCAAACAACGAUCCAGAGAUGUGGACACAAAUGAUAAGAGUAACGACAGUUUUGAGGGUGAACCCGAGGAGAAACGAAGGAAAACCACAAAUGUAGUAAUCGACCAACCAGCAACAGAACACAAAGUCUUAAUCGACAACGUUCCUGACAACUCCAGUCUGUCAGAGGAGAUACAUGAGUGGCCUCUGGAGAGCUUCUGUGAGGAGCUCUGCAAUGACCUCUUCAAUCCCUCAUGGGAGAUUCGUCAUGGUGCAGGCACAGGUCUUAGAGAAAUCCUCAAGUCUCAAGGUGCUGGGGGCGGAAAGCUUGUUGGGAGCACUUCAGAACAGAUGCUGCGGCAGCAUCAGGAGUGGAUAGAGGACCUGGUCAUCCGGCUGCUCUGCGUCUUUGCUUUGGACCGCUUUGGAGAUUUUGUAUCUGAUGAGGUGGUGGCUCCUGUCAGGGAGACGUGUGCGCAGACUCUUGGUGUUGCCCUUCGCCACAUGAAUGAAACGGGUGUUUCCAUGACGGUAGACGUCCUGCUGAAGCUGCUUAAAGAAGACCAAUGGGAGGUCCGGCAUGGAGGCCUGCUUGGGAUAAAGUAUGCCCUGGCUGUCCGACAGGAUCUGAUAUCUAUCUUGCUGCCCCGUGUGCUCCCAGCCAUCACUGUGGGUCUACAGGAUUUAGACGAUGACGUCAGAGCAGUGGCAGCUUCUUCCCUCAUCCCUGUGGUGGAAGGUUUAGUACAGCUACUACCCGGCAAGGUGCUCUUCAUAGUGAACACACUGUGGGAUGCUCUUUUGGACCUGGACGACCUCACAGCUUCUACUAACAGCAUCAUGACGCUGCUGUCUUCUCUGCUCACCUACCCGCAGGUCCGACAGUGCAGCAUGCAGCAGUCGUUAACAGUCCUGGUCCCUCGGGUUUGGCCGUUCUUGAGACACACAAUAUCAUCAGUUAGAAAGGCAGCACUGGAGACGCUCUUCACACUGCUUUCUAAAUCUGACCAGAGCUGUGCCGUGUGGAUUAACCCCAUCCUACAGGACAUGCUCCGACACAUAUUCCAGUCCUGCAUUCUGGAGAGCAACGAGGAAAUCCUCGAACUAAUCCAAAAGGUGUGGAUGGAGCUGCUGUCUCAGGCCCCUCAGCAGUACGUGGUUGCAGCCAGCUGUCCGUGGAUGGGCGCCUGGCUGUGUCUCAUGAUGCAGGCCUCACAUAUUCCUAUUGACCUGAACAUGCUGCUGGAAGUAAAGGCCCGCUGCAAGGAUAAGGCAGGUGCAAAGGCUCGUAUAGGGACCAACCAGGUGAAGGAAGCAGUUCAGGAGUACAUAGCAGGUGCAGAGACGGUGACAGAUGACCAAGGGACACGGGACUAUGUUGUGAUUCGUGCUCGUCUCAUGGCUGCUCGAUUGCUGGGGGCUCUGUGUAGGUGUAUCUGCGACCCUCAGCUCAACGCUGCGUCUCAGGAGAUCCGACCAGCUGAGUCUUUGGGCCAGCUGUUGCUUUUCCACCUCAACUCCAAGUCCGCCCUGCAGCGCAUCGCUGUGUCUCUGGUGCUUUGUGAGUGGGCUUCGCUGCAGAAGGAUUGUCAGCUAGUGUCGUCCAUGGUGCAGCCUCGUCUUCUGGCCAUUCUGUCUGAGCAGUUGUACUACGAUGAGAUUGCGAUCCCCUUCACACGCAUGCAGAAUGAAUGCAAGCAGCUCAUUGCACUGCUAGCUGAAUCCAACAUAGACCUGCAAGACCGCAUGAACUGUAGUGUUUUCACUAUAGAUCAAGCUAAUGAACUGGUAACCACCAUCUUUACCAACUCAACAGAAGCUCUGGACGACAAAUCCAAACAGUGGCAGGCGCUGGACAGUAAACGACAGCAGGCUCAGGCCACAGUGCUGGAGACGAGCACAGAAUGGCAGCUGCUGCAUUUGCGGGUUCACAUGUUUACAGCCUGUGCGGUCGUUAACCUGCAGGCUCUUCCUGACAAACUCAACCCCCUGAUCCGGCCUCUGAUGGAGGCCAUCAAGCGGGAGGAGAACACCCUGAUCCAGGGAUAUGCUGCUUCUUUUAUAGCCAAGCUGCUGCAGCAGUGUGCUGGACGCUCACCAUGCCCGAACCCCAAGAUCAUCAAAAACCUCUGUGCCUCGGCCUGUGUCGACUCUGCAGCCACACCUUCAUCUGCCUGCCCCGUCCCCACACAGGACAACGCCAAAAUAGGCUGUGGGUUGGAAAAGGACGGCAUGCAUCACAUGGUCAACAAAACCCGAGGAAUCAUCACCCUGUACCGUCACCAAAAAGCAGCAUUUGCCAUCACCAGUAAAAGGGGGCCAACCCCUAAAGCUCCAAAGACCCCCACCACAGAGCUUCCUCCCGGCAGCACCAUCAGCACAGAUAAUGAUGAGAGCAAGAAACCAUUUCUUAUCCAGAGACGAGGGGCAGAGUUCUCCCUCACAACUAUAGCCAAACACUUUGGUGCAGACUUUACAAAGUCUCUGCCUUACCUGUGGGAGAACACAGUGGGACCUCUGAGAUCAGUGGUGACUGACAGUUACCGCAUAGACAGGCAGGUUGAGCUGGAGAGGGGAGACGCUGUAGCUCAGGAACUGGUGAACUCUCUACAAGUGCUGGAGGUCAUGGCUGGAGCCAUGUCUGCUGAACUCAAACCUCUGCUCUUGGAGCACCUGCCUCACUUGUUCACCUGCCUGCAGCAUCCAUACACAGCAGUGCGUCACAUGACUGCACGCUGUGUGGGCGUGCUGAGUAAGAUUGCCAUGCUGGAGACCAUGAACAGUUUUCUGGAGUGUGUGCUGCCCUGGUUAGCAGCGAUUGGUGACUGCACCAAACAGGAGGGUGCAAUCGAGGCUUUGGCCUGUGUCAUGGAGCAGCUGGACGUGGACAUUGUUCCCUACAUUGUGCUGCUUGUCGUACCAGUGCUCGGCCGAAUGAGUGACCCCAGUGACAGCAUCCGUUUCAUGGCCACACAGUGCUUUGCCACACUCAUUCGCCUGCUGCCUCUGGAGGCAGGUAUCCCCGACCCACCAGCCAUGUCUGCAGACCUGAUCCGCCAAAAAGCCAGAGAACGCCACUUUCUGGAGCAACUGCUGGAUGGCAGAAAACUGGAGAACUACAAGAUCCCUGUACCCAUUAAGGCUGAACUCAGGAAGUACCAGCAGGAUGGCGUGAACUGGCUGUCCUUCCUGAACAAAUACAAGCUCCACGGGAUCCUGUGUGACGACAUGGGCCUCGGCAAGACGCUGCAGUCCAUCUGCAUCCUGGCAGGAGAUCACUACCUCAGGGCUCAGGAAUAUGCCAAGACUAAAGCCGCAGACUGCAGCCCCAUGCCCUCCCUGGUGGUUUGUCCUCCCACGCUGACCGGACACUGGGUGGAUGAAGUGGGCAAGUUCUGCUCUAAAGAGUACCUCAACCCGCUGCACUAUACUGGGCCUCCUACAGAACGAAUGCGGUUACAACACCAAGUAAAGAAACACAAUCUUAUAGUCGCCUCUUACGAUGUCGUACGGAAUGACGUCGACUUUUUUAGAAAUAUCAAAUUCAACUACUGUAUCCUUGAUGAGGGUCAUGUGAUCAAAAAUGGGAAAACCAAACUCUCUAAAGCCAUCAAGCAGCUGGCCGCCAACUUCAGAGUCAUCCUGUCAGGAACACCCAUACAGAACAAUGUCCUGGAGCUGUGGUCGUUGUUUGACUUCCUCAUGCCGGGCUUCUUGGGAACAGAACGCCAGUUUGCUGCUCGAUACGGAAAACCCAUCCUGGCAAGCCGUGACGCCAAAAGUUCGUCACGGGAACAGGAAGCAGGUGUUCUGGCGAUGGAGGCCCUACAUCGACAGGUACUGCCCUUCCUCCUGAGGAGGAUGAAAGAGGACGUGCUUCAGGACCUUCCUCCUAAAAUAAUCCAGGACUAUUAUUGCAACCUGAGUCCCCUUCAGGUGCAGUUAUAUGAAGACUUUGCAAAGUCUCGAGCCAAAGCCAGUGUGGAGGACAGCAUCUCUGUGGCCUCAGCAGAAGAGGAGAAGCCUAAACUGAAGGCCACAGGGCAUGUUUUCCAGGCGCUGCAGUAUCUGCGGAAGCUGUGUAACCACCCGAGCUUAGUCCUGACCCCGCAGCAUCCCGAGUACAAACGCGUCACAGAACAGCUGUCGGGCCAGAGCUCCAGUUUACGAGACAUUCAGCACGCGCCCAAACUCUCUGCUCUCAAACAGCUGCUAUUGGAUUGUGGUCUCGGUGGUGGUGGAGGCUCAGAAGGAGGCACAGAGGCCGUGGUGGCCCAGCAUCGUGUGCUCAUUUUCUGUCAGCUGAAAAGCAUGCUGGAUAUUGUGGAGCACGACCUGCUGAAACCCAAACUGCCCUCCGUCACCUACCUGAGGCUGGAUGGCAGCGUGCAGGCCGGCCUGCGUCACUCCAUCGUCUCCAGGUUUAACAAUGACCCGUCCAUAGAUGUGCUGCUGCUGACCACUCAUGUUGGGGGUCUGGGUCUGAACCUGACGGGUGCAGACACGGUGGUGUUCGUGGAACAUGACUGGAACCCCAUGAGGGAUCUGCAGGCCAUGGACCGAGCCCACAGGAUAGGACAGAAACGGGUGGUGAACGUGUACAGGCUGAUCACACGGGGCACGCUGGAGGAGAAGAUCAUGGGUCUGCAGAAAUUUAAGAUGAGCAUCGCCAACACCAUCAUCAGCCAAGACAACUCUAGCAUGCAGAGCAUGGGCACGGACCAGCUCCUCAACCUGUUUACUCUGGACAAGGGGGAGAAGGCUGAGCAGAUGCCGUCAACCUCAGGGAAGGCCUCCAUGAAGUCUGUGCUGGACGGACUGGGAGAGUUAUGGGACCAGCAGCAGUACGACACCGAGUACAACCUGGACACCUUCAUGCACUCACUGCAGUAGCACUGCAAAACCCUCCGCCCUCAUCUACACCGACGCAGCUCUAUCUGCUGACCGAGCUGGACCUGGUCAGAGCUGAAGGAGACCCCAACUGCUGCAGAUUGCUAUCAGCUCACUUCGUUUAGCAGUGGGUGGACCUGGGACAGUUUAAGUACAUGUCCCAAAGCAAUAACUUUAAACACGGCUAAAACAAAAACUCAGUCUGCCUCAGACUAACAAUUAGAAAGCAUUAAAAGAAUGUUUCUGAACAUUUCUUCAGUAUUUCAAACAGCCCCUCAGAACGGUGGUACAACAUUGUGCCAUAUGUAACAUCUCCAGUGUUAGUUUAUAUCAUCUGCAUUCAUUAGCUGUUAUAUUGCAUCAUGACUCAGUUAUCUGUUAUUGUUUCAGCACCAGGUGCUUCUUCUACCGCUGUUGCUUUCCUCCCAUGAUGCACUGUAAGAGUAAACCGUGUUAAACUGCUUCAGACACAGUUGCCCUCCUAUCUCCCUCAUCUUGUGUUUUUAAAGCACUGCGACACCCAACACGCCUGUCAGCAGCUCUCUUUCUGAUACAAACAUGUUUUUGUUCAACAAAAGGGAAAUGGGUCUAAGUGGUGACAGUAUGGCAUCACUGGCUUUUCAAACAGCACCUCGAUGAGCCGUUUGUGCUACAGUAGGAAGAAUCUCAUCCUCCAGAGGGCGCUGCAGUUUCCACUCGCUCCAGGAGAGACUGUCCUCAUGAUCUGUGUGUUUUGAGAAAUGAAUGAGUGUGUCAAGCUCUUCCACAUGUGGUGUCAGAAACAAGCACUUGAAGCAACGUUACAGAGACUGAACAUGGGGCCAAGAUGAAUCUGGUACCUGAAAGAUGCCACAAGUAUUUUAACAAGAAAAAAACAAAACAGACUUGUACAUAUUUCUGUAACUGCUGCUUUUUGUUUAUGAUUGUGGAGUUGUAAUAAAUUCUACAGACCUUUGAACUA
Messenger RNA from Notolabrus celidotus (New Zealand spotty), 6947 nucleotides. It is a transcript of the gene btaf1, whose product is annotated as BTAF1 RNA polymerase II, B-TFIID transcription factor-associated. The record is from RefSeq and is a predicted model, not a curated record. The transcript has 38 exons. Gene Ontology annotation, molecular function: ATP hydrolysis activity; DNA binding; ATP-dependent chromatin remodeler activity. NCBI's taxonomy places the organism in Eukaryota, Metazoa, Chordata, Actinopteri, Labriformes, Labridae. Bases 428 to 5989 code for a protein of 1853 amino acids.